Messenger RNA from Fonsecaea multimorphosa CBS 102226, 1548 nucleotides. RefSeq lists its product as uncharacterized. The record is from RefSeq and is a predicted model, not a curated record. Gene Ontology annotation, molecular function: transmembrane transporter activity. The transcript is spliced from 5 exons. Bases 1 to 1548 code for a protein of 515 amino acids. Gene Ontology annotation, cellular component: membrane. NCBI's taxonomy places the organism in Eukaryota, Fungi, Ascomycota, Eurotiomycetes, Chaetothyriales, Herpotrichiellaceae. Gene Ontology annotation, biological process: transmembrane transport.
AUGGGCGAUAUCAAGUCAGGAGGUGCCGGUGUGGUUCUCGACCACGAUGUCCUUGGGGAGAAGGCUGGUCUCUCGCACGAUGAGGCCAUGCAUUUUGGCGCCCUCACCGAGGAGGAGCUUGCCAUCGAGAAGAAACUUGUCCGCAAGAUCGAUUUCCGGAUCAUGCCCUUGAUUGUGCUCGUCUACUUGAUGAACUACAUUGAUCGGAACAACUAUGCCGCCGCUCGGUUGCAGGGUCUCGAGGAUGACUUGGGCUUGCAUGGUGAUCAGUAUCAGACUGGUCUUUCCAUCCUCUUCGUCAGCUACAUCUUGGCUCAAGUGCCGUCCAACCUCUUACUCAACCACCUCGGCCGUCCUUCUCUAUACCUAGGCUUCUUCGUAUGCGCCUGGGGCCUCGUAUCGGCGUUGACUUCUCAAGUCAAGAGCUAUGGCGGAAUUGUCGCCUGUCGUUUUGUGCUUGGUUUGGUCGAGGCUCCCUUCUUCCCAGGUGUCCUCUUCUACCUCUCCAGGUGGUACACCAAGAAGGAAUUGAACCUCCGAAUGUCCAUCUUCUAUUCCGGUUCCCUCAUCAGCGGUGCAUUUGGCAACCUUAUCGCUGCUGGUAUUCUCAGUGGUUUGGCUGGCGAAAUGGGCAUGUCCGCAUGGCAAUGGCUUUAUGUCAUUGAAGGUUCCAUCACAUGUUUCAUCGGCCUGGUCAUUUGCUUUGUCCUCCCCGACUUCCCCAGCACCUGGAAGCGUCUGCCCGAAGAGAUGAAACAUGUGGCGAACCGCCGCCUCGCGAUCGAAGCCGCCGAAGCCGACGUCGAUGAAGAAGGAGGCAUGUCGCAGUGGAAGGGCUUCAAACUCGCCAUGACCGACUCCAAGACCUACAUGCUCGCCAUCGCCUACAUGUGCAUCACCGGGGCCGCCGGGUUCCAAAACUUCUUCCCAACGCUCACCGCCACUUUGGGUUACAACCACAUCAUCUCGCUCCUCCUCUGCGCACCCCCCUACAUGUUCAUGGUUUUCUACUCGUUCGCGCACUCGGUCGUCUCGGACCGCAUGGAGAACCGCUUCUGGUUCUUCAUGUACCCGAUCCCGAUCACCAUCGUCGGCUGGAUCAUCUUCAUGACCACCGACACCUUUGGGCCCCGCUACUUCUCCCUCUUCCUCAUGAUCUUCGUCUUCGCCAUGAACGGCACCUGCUACGCGUGGAUCGCCUCGGCCAUCCCGCGCCCACCGGCAAAGCGCGCCGCAGCGUACGCCUUUAUCAACUCGAUCGGCAACUCGGCAUCCAUCUGGACACCCUAUACGUACCGCGACCAGGACAAACCCUACUACCGUCUCGCCCUGGGCAUCAACAUCGGCCUGCAAGCCGUGGCGGCAAUCAUGGGCGUCAGCAUGCGCAUCGUGUUGACGAGACAGAACAAGCGCCUCGAGAGGAUGGAGGAUGAAGACACGCCCUUGACGGAUCGCGAUCUGGCGAAACUGAGAAGGACCGCGGAGAUUGAGGGCAUUGAUCUCGCUGCUGCGAGACGGUUGCAGAAGGGCUAUAGGUAUAUGAUUUGA